CUUUCGGGGGUUUUUUUUCCAGGGUGUUCGUGCCCUCGAGUCUCUCUCCUCAUUCGGCUCAGAGCUGCCGGAUGUGACCGACGGGACGAGGGACAUCACGCUCUCACUAUGGACCAGUCCACUUCUGGCGGAUGAUGCUUCUCACUGCGCAUUUAAAAAAGAAGAAGAAGAAAAAAAAGGUCUCCGACACCACGUGGUCCCAUCUGUCCCCUGGAGGACGGGGAGCCAAUGCCAAUCUCCUUGAAAAAUAGGAUUAAAGCAGGAAUCUGUCACCUCUCCUCGACCGAGUAGGUGUGAAUCGCCUGGGCUGGAACCAUGGGCAACCAGCUGACUGAUAUGGCCCCCAGCACGCCCUUCCUGCCAAACUUCCAGUCGCUGCACGUGGUGGUGAUCGGCCUCGACUCGGCCGGCAAAACCUCCCUGCUCUACAGGCUCAAGCUGAAGGAGUUCGUGAAGACCAUCCCCACCAAGGGCUUCAACACGGAGAAGAUCAAGGUGGCAGUGGGGGUGUCCCGGGCCAUCAACUUCCAGGUGUGGGACGUGGGCGGGCAGGAGAAGCUGCGCCCGCUCUGGAAGUCGUACACGCGGCGGACGGACGGCAUCGUGUUCGUGGUGGACUCCACGGAGCAGGAGCGCAUGGAGGAGGCCAAGGUGGAGCUGCACAGGAUCACGCGCACCUCGGAGAACCAGGGCGUGCCCGUGCUCGUCCUGGCCAACAAGCAGGACCAGGAGUCGGCCCUGUGCGUCAGCGAGGUGGAGAAGCUGCUCGCCGUCCACGAACUGAGCGCCAACACGCUGCGCCACGUGCAGAGCUGCAGCGCCGUCAACGGCCACGGCCUCCAGCCGGGCCUGGAGAAGCUGUACGAGAUGAUCCUGAAGAGGAAGAAGAUGGUGAAGCACAACAGGAACAGGAAGAGAUGAGCUCGGCGCGGCGCGGCUCACACCCUGCGGACAUUACCUCCAGAGAUUGAUCCUCUUAUUGAGACACUUCCGAGCUUAAUGGUCCCUUUUAAAUGGGAGAGCGAUGAGUGCCAACAGAACAACAAUUACACGCGGCCCCUUUCAGGAGAAAUGGAUUUACUCAUAAUAAUUGAAGCAGUAUUGACAUAUUCUCUGUUCCGCGACUGUGCAGCUGCCCUUUGAAAGCUCAAGACACUGUUAGUCCUUUUAAGAAGAGCUUUUCUACACUUGUUUUAAGAGAUUUCUAACAAGACGUCUGCCUGGGAAGUGUAGGACUAAUAUAUGAACACAUUAGAUCCAAGCACAAAAGAAUCUAGAAUAUCCAUUUUUAAAUGUCUUUCACGAGCCUGCGCAGAUGAUAUCCCACUAUAUAACUCGUUCCACGAUGUUUGGAUGCGUCCCAGAAUAUUUGUUCCACAUAUUUUUUGUGUUUGUGCUGGACAGGGAUUUUUCUUUUCUUUUUUCAAACGAGUUGUGAUAAAGCACCAACUGAUGAUGAAUUUUAUUGCCAUGGAACAAUAAUCCUAAGUGCAUUCCCUUUCAUGGCCACAGAGGUUAAGUUUCAUUUACUAUAUACAACAAUAGUGUUUAUACAAAUUGUACGAGACUUAAUAAAUCAAAAACACUGUACAGAA
Molecule: messenger RNA, 1595 nt
Organism: Scophthalmus maximus (turbot)
Lineage: Eukaryota; Metazoa; Chordata; Actinopteri; Pleuronectiformes; Scophthalmidae
Gene: arl4d
Product: ADP-ribosylation factor-like 4D
Exons: 2
Coding region: 316-921 (201 amino acids)
Biological process (GO): vesicle-mediated transport; intracellular protein transport
Cellular component (GO): cytoplasm
Molecular function (GO): GTP binding; GTPase activity
Source: RefSeq, a predicted model, not a curated record